This is a messenger RNA of Penicillium coprophilum, 399 nucleotides long. Its product is annotated as signal recognition particle 14 kDa protein. The coding region runs from base 1 to 399 and encodes 132 amino acids. Gene Ontology annotation, molecular function: endoplasmic reticulum signal sequence receptor activity; 7S RNA binding. Gene Ontology annotation, biological process: SRP-dependent cotranslational protein targeting to membrane. NCBI's taxonomy places the organism in Eukaryota, Fungi, Ascomycota, Eurotiomycetes, Eurotiales, Aspergillaceae. The transcript has 2 exons. Gene Ontology annotation, cellular component: signal recognition particle, endoplasmic reticulum targeting. The record is from RefSeq and is a predicted model, not a curated record.
AUGGCCCCACAUUUGGGACACGAUGAGUUCUUCAAAUCUCUCACCGAUCUACUCUCCAAAACAUCUCAGCAAGUCCACGGCUCGGUAUAUCUCACUCAAAAAGCUCUCAUAAAUGUGCCCGGUGCCACUACCACAAACUCCCAACCAUCUAUCCUCAUCCGAGCCACUGAUGGAAACACCAAUGCGCCGAACCUCAAAGAAAGCAAGGAAAGCAGAGCCUCAAAAGACAAGUCUCAGAAAAUCAAGCUCUCGACCAUCGUCAGCCCUGAUGACAUUGAGGCGUUCUACGUUCGCUAUGCCGAUGUGUGCAAGGCAGGAAUGUCCGGGUUGAAGAAGAGAGAUCGCCGAGCCCGUAAGGCUAAGACCAAGGGCGGAGCUGCUAAGGUCACGAAACCAUAA